Messenger RNA from Ilex paraguariensis (yerba mate), 225 nucleotides. The record is from the annotation of a GenBank genome assembly. NCBI's taxonomy places the organism in Eukaryota, Viridiplantae, Streptophyta, Magnoliopsida, Aquifoliales, Aquifoliaceae.
AUGCUUUGUUUGAGACGUGUCCACCUGAUUAGACUAAAGGAAGAUUCCAAGUGUCUUUGGUAUGGACCAAUCGGAUGUCCUCUCGCAAACGUGGUGACCUGGAUGACCUGGUGUGGCAUCAUGAAUGGCUGUGUGAAGGAGUAUGCCAUGGUGGUGGUGGUGACAAUUGUGGUUCUGCAGUUGGUUGGUGGCUCUGUCGUAGUGGAGCCAAUGGUUGAGAGUUGA